This is a messenger RNA of Mytilus trossulus (common blue mussel), 2292 nucleotides long. RefSeq names its product scavenger receptor cysteine-rich type 1 protein M130-like. Gene Ontology annotation, cellular component: membrane. The transcript is spliced from 13 exons. Lineage: Eukaryota; Metazoa; Mollusca; Bivalvia; Mytilida; Mytilidae. The record is from RefSeq and is a predicted model, not a curated record. The coding region runs from base 1 to 2292 and encodes 763 amino acids.
AUGUCCAUUGAUCAUUCCAUUGCAGUAUAUGAAUCAGAUAAAGUUUGUGUUCGAAAUGGGAAGACAGUGUUUGUCAUGGAUACUAAUGACACACUACCUUGUUUUACACAUCUACGCUUGUAUGACAAUUAUGCUACUACACCAAGUAGCAUUAAACAAGAACUUCAACAACACAGGGGAGAUAACCUACUUUCAAAUCAACUUUCUCGCAUUGCUGGAGGUUCAAACAGUGGUCGACUUGAAGUUUAUCAUAAUAGACUAUGGGGAACGGUUUGCGAUGAUCAUUUUGAUUUAAAUGAUGCGCACGCGGCAUGUAGAAUGAUCGGAUUCAGUUCCGCAGAAAGUUUUUAUACAGCUGGCUACGGUAUUGGCCAAAUAUGGCUUGAUGAUAUUGCUUGCUAUGGACAUGAACACUCAUUGACAGACUGCAUACAUCCAGCAUGGGGUCAACAUAAUUGUGGUCAUGUGGAAGACGUGGGAAUUAAUUGUGUGGAAGCUCGUAUUGAUGGUGGUUCAAACAGUGGUCGACUGGAAAUUAAUUAUAAUGGAAUAUGGGGAACCGUAUGUGAUGACACUUUUGACUUAAAUGAUGCUGAUGUAGCAUGCAGGAUGAUCGGAUUCAGUUCAGCAGAAAGUUACUUUACAUCUGGAGGUGGAAGUGGUCAAAUAUGGCUUGAUGAUAUGGCUUGCUAUGGACAUGAAAUAUCAUUGACAGAAUGCGUCCAUAAGGCCUGGGGACAACAUAAUUGUGGUCAUGGAGAAGACGUAGGAAUUAAUUGUGUUGAAGCUCGCUUUGUUGGGGAAUCAAACAGUGGUCGACUUGAAAUUUAUCAUAAUGGACUAUGGGGGACGAUUUGCGAUGACACUUUUGAUAUUAAUGAUGCACAUGUAGCAUGCAGGAUGAUCGGAUUCAGUUCUGCAGAAAGCUUUUAUACAGCUGGCGGAGGAAGUGGACAAAUUUGGCUUGAUGAUAUUGAAUGCUAUGGACAUGAGUAUUCUUUAACGACCUGUACUCAUGCGGCAUGGGGUGAACAUAAUUGUGGUCACGACGAGGACGUCGGUGUUAAUUGUGUAGAAGGUACUGUUUCACUAAACAUACUGGCCUCAUUAAGUUCAGCAGAAAGUUACUUUACAUCUGGAGGUGGAAGUGGUCAAAUAUGGCUUGAUGAUAUGGCUUGCUAUGGACAUGAAAUAUCAUUGACAGAAUGCGUCCAUAAGGCCUGGGGACAACAUAAUUGUGGUCAUGGAGAAGACGUAGGAAUUAAUUGUGUUGAAGCUCGCUUUGUUGGGGAAUCAAACAGUGGUCGACUUAAAAUUUAUCAUAAUGGACUAUGGGGGACGAUUUGCGAUGACACUUUUGAUAUUAAUGAUGCACAUGUAGCAUGCAGGAUGAUCGGAUUCAGUUCUGCAGAAAGCUUUUAUACAGCUGGCGGAGGAAGUGGACAAAUUUGGCUUGAUGAUAUGGAAUGCUAUGGACAUGAGUAUUAUUUAACGACCUGUACUCAUGCGGCAUGGGGUGAACAUAAUUGUGAUCACGGAGAGGACGUCGGAGUUAAUUGUGUAGAAGCUCGCAUUGUUGGAAGUUCUAAUAAUGGUAGACUUGAAAUUUAUCACAAUGGACAAUGGGGGACUGUUUGCGAUGACUAUUUUGAUUUAAAUGAUGCACACGUAGCAUGCAGAAUGAUAGGAUUCAAUGCAGCAGAAAGUUUUAACACGAUUGGAAAUGGGGAUGGUGAAAUAUGGCUAGAUGAUAUGGAUGGUGAAAUAUGGCUAGAUGAUAUGGAUUGUGAAGGAUAUGAAUACUCGUUGACGGACUGUACUCAUACAUUAUGGGCUGACCAUAACUGUGAUCAUGGAGAAGACAUCGGAGUUUAUUGUGUUAAAGUGAGAAUGAACGGAAAUCCAACAAACCUAGCAAAAGAUGAAAAUGGAAACUCAUUUAGCAUGAGGAAAAUCACGUUCUGGGAACUUUACGGUGUCAAACGUUUUCCAUAUCGUGGAAAGCGUAAAUAUACACCAUUACUUAGCCAAUCCUUUGAUGGAGGGAUGAUUAUCUCAAAUGAUGUCUUUGGGUUAACAAUCAGACAAUUUGAAAGAAUGUAUAAAGCUUGUUUGGAGAGAAGAAAAACACAUGAACAGUGGAUUAUUAACCUGAGAUAUCCUGACAAAUCUUCAAAUGAAUAUCUGGAAUACUUAGAGAACUGUACAGACUGUCAUAAAGGUAAUAAUUAUGAUUUGUCAAUAUCUCAUUCUCUAGACGAUCACACGUGGCUUCAAGGUUUUGAUAUAUGA